UUUAGUUUUAGCCUGACGCCCACUCGUAAUGCCAACUGAUGGAUCCUGAUUCCGAUGCUGAACAGGUUCAUCCUAUCGAGGUUGUGCUUCGGAUCAGGCCCAUCAAGCAGGCAUGCGGCACUGGGAGUGAUUCGUCCUCGAUUAUUGUUGCAUCUGGUCUUCAUACCAUCAAGGUGUGUAAUCCGAAUCCUGUUCACCUAGAGAAUGGAGAUCUCGUGAGCAUCAACAAGAGUACAGAAUACAAAUUUGAUUGGAUUUUGCCAGAAACCAGUUCCCAGGAAGACGUUUGGAAAAGAACCUGUCCCAAUUUGCUUAGGCAGUUUUUGUCAGGAAAGAAUGUGCUCUUGUUUUGCUACGGUCCCUCGGCUAGUGGUAAGACGUUUACGAUGCAGGGCGAUGAAGAAAAUCCAGGCUUGUUGCCUAGAAUUCUGAAGUACCUGUUCGCAUCCAUUCAACAGGCAAAGGCAGCGCGAAAUGAGAACCAACAGGUUCAUAACGAUUUGCAGAAGAAAAAAUGGUGCCCAUUGAGCAAGGAGAAAGAUGGUUUAGAUGAGCGCUAUAUCGUUCCGUUGCCUGUGGAUGCGGAGUAUCGAGUGUGGACAUCGUACUAUGAGUGUUACAAUGAGAAGAUUUAUGACUUGCUGAAGAAGCCCUCGCAGGAGACGGAGCCACUCGAGGUGCACAUGUUGAAUGACAGAAAUGAGAUUCGAAAUUUGAAGGAGGUCGCAGUGAACGAUGUUGAACAGGCGAUAAAGGUGUUUUCAUUUGGUGCGUCUAAUCGGCGUGUGGCCGAGACGUGUCAGAAUCGAGACAGUAGUCGUAGCCAUGGUAUUUUUACGAUAAAGCUGAUGCAGAUGCCCGUUGGUUUGCCGGCUGAGAACUUUGGGAAUCCAAGUUACGUCAAACUUUCCAAGUUUUCUGUGAUAGAUUUGGCGGGGAGCGAACGCUUUAGCAAGUCGAACGUGGAGGGAAAGCAUAUUAAGGAGUCCAAUAGCAUCAACAAUUCUUUAUUCGUUUUAGGUCGGUGCAUGGAGGCGCUGAGACACAACCAGUCAAUGGCAUUCAGACGCCUGCAAAGUGCGCAAUGGGGCGGCGAUGAGCAGCAUGGUGACUACGCGAUUCGAAGAGGCCAGGUAGAUUGCGGGCCGAACGAACGAUACUCGCCGCAAGAGGUAAAUUGCAGAGGAAAGAAUGGCGUGCUGGGGCCCCUGAUGGGCAAGGUAUCGAACCGAGGAAGCAGCAUACAGGGUGAUAGAGAUACGCCGGCGAUGUCAAAGAAGGAAGGGCUUGGACCGCAGCCGCAAGUGGUUCCGUUUAGAGACUCGCUGUUAACCAAGAUCUUUCGCGAGUUUUUUCUUGGAGAGGGCAAGAUUGUCAUGGUGGUCAACAUUCAUCCGUCAGCGGCGGAUGCAGAGGAGACGAUUCGCGCGCUCAGUUUUGGUACCGUUUCAAAGAAUGUCAUGACGACGUGCAAGAAGAAUGUUGUACCUAGAUUUAGAACUCAGACGCAGCUCAAGCCAAUCUCUUUCUCUCUGACAGGCAGUUCAUCUCAGAAGCAGAAGUGCAAGGUGCCAUUGCGCGAAUCGGCGUGCCUGAAUGAUGGCAGGGGGAGCCCCACGUCGCGGUGGAAUGUAGAGGCCGUGAAGAAGUUCAGAGACGAGACGGACAAGGGGGCGCAGGGAAGGAGACAGAGGAUGAAUAUAGAGUUGAUACGAUCGAUACUUGGAGAUGAGAACAAUGCGGGUGGCGUUUUGAAGGGAGAAGCGGCGGCAGGAGAAAAGGAAGAGGGGGUAGAAAAGGAAAUUUUUUUGGAGGGCGUCUCGAAUUGUUGCAAACUAUUGUCGUCAGUUUAUCCUGCGUUCAAGUAUGGCUGUCGUUCUCCAACGACAGAGGGUUUAGGUGGGUUGGAUGCGGGGUGCGUUGGUGUCGAAGGGCCGUUGUUCAGUUCGUUUCCGAUGACAGCAGAGCAGAUCGAUCACGUGUGUGAGGUGUUCCGUCAGAUGGAGGUGUAUAUUCAGCAGUUUUUUGAGAGUCAGAUAGUGCAGUUUUGGGGUCACUACGAAAAGAUGGUUCGGAGGUACGAAGAGGAUCAGAAGGAGCUGUGGACACAAUAUCAGGCAUUGCACGAGGCGUAUGCGCAGGUAGAGGAGGAGUUAUGGCGAGUCAGGGACGAGAACGAGCAUCUGAAAGAGAGUUUAAAGCAGCAAGGAGAGGAAGUCCAAAGGGCGAGAGAGGAGUUGGUUCAGGCGAUGAGAGAGAAAGGAGAGCAAAUGGCACAGUGUAGGCGAGAGUACGACAAGAUGAUGAUUGAAAUGCGGGACCAGUGGCGAGAAAACUUGGACAUGAUCAAGACGGGCAUGGAGAACGUCAAGGCUCAUUUUGAACAAAGAGAAAUGAUGAUCUUGAAUCAGAUGAAGAAGAUGCAGCAGGGGGCAGAUGAAAAGAAGAGCGAAUCAUCUAAGAUCAAGUCGAGGUCGGGUGCGACUAACCAGUGCAAGAGUGAGACGGAGUCUUCAAUUCAAGACGAGAAAAAGCAGGAGAUGGUUGAAAGAGAGAAGUCGAAUGCUGAUUCGAGUCAGGCGACGGGUUUGUCCAAGCUAUCGAAGCAUUACAACAAAAUAUUUGAAAGCAAUAAGAUAAAGCCGCUGAUUCGUUCGGCGUCGGCACCAACGGCAGCUUCGGCACCUCUGGUACAGGAGAAUAGACUGGGCCAUUCUUUUUGCGAGGAAGAGAAGAAGGAGAGUUGCCAAAGUGUGGAGAGGGGGGUAGCCGAAAUAAAAAAGUCGGUCGCAGAGACCAAUCAAUCUUUGAAGAAUUCGAGCGAUUGCCCCAAUCUUAGUACGUGUCUUGCAGAAGCGGGUGAUUCAUCUCAGCCUGAUCUAAUUAGGACGUCUCCUGCCGCGAAUCCAUUAUACCAAGAAGUUCCUCUCAAGUUGAAUGCCGUAGAUUCCGCUUCGAUUUCUUUUUCUCCGAUGUGCACUUCUACUCCCAACCGGUCUUCUCGUCGCGGCACGCCGCUGACUCGUUUUCCUGAAGAGAGCGAGCUAACGGCUGCCGCUUGUCUAAACGGGGAGUCAAGAGCGACAGUUUCGAGGUCUCCUUUUUCCGAAGCGGAUCAUGAGCCCGUGUCAAGUCGUCCUGUCUCUCCUCUUAGAUCCUCAGAGCAUCGUGGGAGUCCUUGCGCGGUCAAGGCUGGAACUACUAAAAAAAAGCGCGUUAAGAUGUCUCAGCCUAAGAAGAGCGAUAAAAGGGCAAAGAGAGGUAAUUUGAGGCCUGUUAAAGAAAGCAAGUGUGAUCAGGUUUGUUUUGCAAAGGAUGUCACCGACGAGAGACCUACCGAAGACGAGAGCGUCGCUGCAGCUCCGUCGAACAUAUCGCAGAAUGGUUGUUCUAAUAAUACAGAUUUAUCCAGCAAUCAUUGUCUUUCUGGCGAUAUGUCCCCGCCGACUCGGGGUUUGGUUGGCGCAUCGCCGCGAAGUUCUGGUGGCGCUUCAUUAGAGGACAAAUGCUCUUUUUCUCGUCCCUCUUUGGUCCGUGGAACCCCUAUGAUCAAGCGUUUGCGUCCGAGAAAGACCUUAGUAUUGCUUGACUCGAUCGACAACAACACCUCUCUUCACUCUUCUGUUCAUGCCAAAAAUCCGUUCGAUUUUUGCGACGAGACGUCUAAGAAAUCCAAGAAGCCUCAAAAUCGUUCCAGAACGGCUAGAUGCGCCAAAAAAUCUGUAUGCGGGCCUCCCCCUUAUCUGAAGUUUUAAGUUUUCUUUUUCCGAUCUAGGAACGUUAUCCACCGGAUGCAAAUGGGUGUCGUCCGCGCCUGGCCUCGGCGCAGAGCGGCCGUUGUGAUAUACGAGCAUCUGCGUAGCCUUUUGGAAUCCGAGGGUUGCGCGGCGCUGCUGACAUAGGCCCCACUCAUGUGCGGUGUUCCUCAGAGUUUGUCCCUCGUUCGCCGCCGACCUGGUACGGGUUCCUCGGAGGGCGAGCAAAGUAGUUGUAAAUAAAAUCUGUUUUUUUUUUUUUGACCGAA
Molecule: messenger RNA, 4024 nt
Organism: Schistocerca gregaria
Lineage: Eukaryota; Metazoa; Arthropoda; Insecta; Orthoptera; Acrididae
Product: kinesin-related protein 12-like
Exons: 2
Coding region: 39-3755 (1238 amino acids)
Biological process (GO): microtubule-based movement
Cellular component (GO): nucleus; kinesin complex; microtubule
Molecular function (GO): microtubule binding; microtubule motor activity; ATP binding
Source: RefSeq, a predicted model, not a curated record